Molecule: messenger RNA, 8904 nt
Organism: Corapipo altera (White-ruffed manakin)
Lineage: Eukaryota; Metazoa; Chordata; Aves; Passeriformes; Pipridae
Exons: 3
Coding region: 487-1650 (387 amino acids)
Source: RefSeq, a predicted model, not a curated record
CACCCAGAGAUGAAAUGCGUGGCCUGGGGCUGGGUCCCUUGCAGCCAGUCGCUGGCCAGCCUCUGGCUGCGGAGCUGUGCCAGCGCUGGGGCCGAUAAUUGGAUGCAUGUUUCUUCCAAUGAGUUUGUAUCAUUUUUAUGUAAAUUUGACAUUUUCCUGAUGUUCUGUAAUGUGCACAAAGCAAGUGCCGUUCCUGCCGUCGGCAAAGCCUAUUUCCUUCCUGUCUGAAGUGCUGUGUUGAUUUAAGGGCCUGCUAAUAUGCACAGCCGGGCCCCCCCUCGUGCACACGCACGUGCUCACAUGUGGCUUACCGUCUCUGAUCUCUCUCCAUCAGCCUCAUGUGCAGCUCCCAGGCACCAAACCCUAUGUCCAACCUAGGACCGGGGCCAUCCUACACUGGGACAGCAUGGAGCUGGGCUCCCCAGGACAGCAAAGCACCUUCUUUAUCCAUCUCAUGUGCCACCAAAUCCCCAGUAGGACCACUGGAUGUCACUUGACUGUUUGGCUUAUCCUGAUGGAGGUGAAGAGGUCCCUCCAUGCCUGGCAUGCAGCCCCUCAGGGCUCUUUCAUCUCCUAGAAGAAGCUCUGGGAGGAGAUCAGAGCCCAGGAGCCAGAGGGGGAGGAAAGGAGAGGGCAACCAAGGGGCACCUUUCUGGCAGCACGGGAAGGUGCUGCCAAUUAACUGGUUUAAGAGGAUUGUGCAGAGGGAGCUGUGAACAUUGCUGCUUGGGAGUUGCCAGAGGGACUGGGGUGGAUCUGGCCAGGCAUCCUGCAGCACUCUUGGGUGGGGCUCUGCAUAUCCUGGUCACAGACCGCCUGCCCACGGGCAGCAACUAUGGCUCUGGGAGGCCCUUCCUGAGGUUGAGGGCACCCCCACUCCCACAUCCCCUGGCUUCUCGUGCUGCACAAUUUUCCUGGGCUCUGUCUGUGGCACAGGCAAGCGAGUUUCAAAGGCAGCGCUGCUAUUUAAAGCCCUUAUUGUUCGCGUCCUUGACACCGACAGCUACAUCCUGCUGUCGUUCGAUGAGAGCGCAUCCUGGCCCGGCCAGCCAGAGGAAGGCAGCUAAUGAAGAGCAAGUGCAAAGACGCCUCUUCUUUGUCCUGUUCACAAAGCAGCUUCCCAAACAGUCCCCCUCCGCCCUUCACCGGACGGCUAUUUAUAGCUCCCCUUCCCUAGGGCAUGCCGGGGGUCUCCUCCAGACAGUGAUGCCCUGGGAUCCCUUCAGUGGGCAAUUCUCUGACCCCUCAGCCCUGAGAGCUGACCACAAACAUGUCCCAUCCUUGCAUGCUCCCCUACCAGGGACAGCCACGAGGACAGCUGGGUCAGCCAGGGCCAGGGAGAGAGUGGGCUUCCCAUGGGGUCAGCUCCCUACCCAGCCCUGGCAGCCAGUGUCCCUGGGGGAGCUUCUCCAUCUGGGCAGCAUAGCUGCCUCUCUCCUCUUCCUCACUGUAGGCAAGUGCACAUAUGCCGCUGCUGCUCCCCUGCCUACCUUAGGUGCAGGGCUGCACAGCUAUGGGACACAACAGAGGCCUGAGUGCCCCAUCCGAACCCUCCAUGACCAGGGCAGCCUGCCUCCUGGGCUCCUGAUCACCGUGGGCAUCUGCUGCACCCCCGUGCCAGGUGCUGCUCUCUCCAGCAAGAGGCUUUGACAGGAAAUUAAAGAUUAAUGUUCCCUGCGGCACCUGUGCCGGCGGCGCCCACGGUGCCGAGGACGUGCCCAGCAUGGCAACCUGGGUGGGGGGGCUGGGGCACAGGUGCCCAGGGCAUUUGACCAGAGAGCAGGGGGACUGUGCAGGAGGCAGAGGUGGGACUGAGGAAGGAAAAGAUGUGUCCCCUGUGCACUGAGACACUGUCACUGCAUCAGGCAUCCAGAGCCAGGCAGGGAAAUGCCACUCUGUAGGUAGGGCAGCACCAGCGUUGAGGAGGGUUGCAGGUCUCAAGAUUCUGCACAGAGCCCUCAGCCCAUUCCCCACCUCCUUCAAGGUGAGGAGCCACCAUCCCCUCGAGGGGACACCCCAUGGCAGGCCAGAGGAUCCAGCACUUGGCUAACUGGCCACCUGGCACAGCGAGCUGAGCCAUGCAGCUGAGCAGGCAACAUGAUGCCAGGAGCAUUUCCUCCCUCCCACUGGGAGGAGAUUAAGCUCAGCCGAGCUCUGGCUGGCAGCGACCAUGCCCACACAGCUGCAUUUGUGGCUGCAGCUGCCAACUCAGAUCCCAGUGCAGUCGGGUACUGCACUCUGCUGCAUCCACUGCCCACUCUCAUGGCACUCCCACCCGCUCCCAGGGCACAGCUCUGUGCCAGAACACUUUGAGCUCUGUACCAACUCCCACAGGCACAUGCUGAGGCUCACAAGGGUGGUGGGACCUGUUCCCCCACUGCCUGUCCUGGACACACACCUACUGUGACCAUGGGUCUCUCCCCGCGAACACCGGGCACCUUGGUGUGCAGGGCUAUGGUUUUGUGAAAUACGGCCCCUAUAAAUCCCGUCGUGUGCGUGCCAUAAUUCUCAAUAUAUUUUCAAAUAUAGUUCAAUUAUUUUUCCCAUAUAUCAUGGAGAAAUUGCAUUGGCGAGUGGCGGCGCUAAGCAGGGAGCGCGUGGCGGGGCGGCGUUAAUAGGAUUGUGCAUGGUAUUAUGCAUGAGGUCGUUCAGGACACAGUGGGGAACCUCCCGUGCUCUGGAGAGACGAGAAAGAAUAAAUCAGGCUAUUAGCCCAGCACCUUGCUCAGGUCUGCAGGGGAUUAAUCUCUGCGGCAUUUAGGGAUCCCAGCUGGGCUGUCUCCCUGGGCUACUCCCAGGAGCUCUGUCCCACUCUCUGCCCACAUCUGCCCAAAGCACUGGGGAGCAGAGGCAGUGCUGAACAUGCUAGAAUCACCAAAGUGGGUGUGACACCAGGGAGCAGGUUUUCCAUGACUGCAUGCAGGACAGUCCCCAGGCCCAGUGUAGAGGCUGGGUGUCCUGGCACCUUCUCUGGAACAGCUUCAUCCUUGUCUUGAGCUUGCAGCCCUUGCUCCAGCCCUGUAUGAGGCCCUAGCAGCUUUGUGCCCCAUGUCAUGCUGCAGGUGGGCAGCAUGGGGUACCCUUGCUCUAUCUCACCAUGAGACAGUAGCUCAGCCAGCAGUACCUUCUGUGGGAGCAGCCACAGCCUUCAGGACAGCCAUAUAUAAUCAGCCAGGACAGGCACAUUUCCUUCAGUUUUCCAUGAAUAUUUAUGCAAUUUGUGCAGAGCUGCCUGAGCCGGUCUGCCGAACCAGAAGGGAUAUGUCAGCCUGGCCCUCCACCUUCCUCCCGGUCCCGUGGGAGCCCCCUGGGGCUGGUCCCUCUUGGCUGUGCCACUGCACAUACCUCCAGGACACAGCUGCAAGCAGUGAGAUGGGAAGUGAGGGUCCUGGGAACAGUGACCGUGGGGAUGGGUGUAAGGGAUGGCAAAGUGUUCAAGGUAGGGUUAGACACUGCUAGACUGGGUUUGCAGUGGGAACAUCUGCACUAGCCACAAACCCUGUGAACAGCACUGAAAGCAGGUCCCGGACACUGAGCUCAGGGACUGCUUUCCUGCCUGUCCACCUGGGAGAGCCAAUCAGCCUCAGCACCACCUCGUCUGCUGCCAGCUGAGAGGAAGCCCAGCAUGGAAGUAGCAGGAGAACUUGGUUAUAUCUCUCCAGGGUGCCUGUAUGUGGGGGCAACUGGAAUUACUACAGAGGCCAGACAUCUAGGGCUGCCUCUGCACCAGGAGCAGGCAGGAUGUUCCCUCCUCAUGCACAGGGCUUGGCCUGCUCGGAGCAAUUAAGAGGCUCCUGGUGCUUGACAGAUGCCACCCUGGCUGGGUCCUGGGGGGCUGCCUGGCCCUGCAGUUGGUGCCCCAUAGCAGACAGGGAGGUGAAGGACCUGCAGGGCCAGGGCAUGGGUGUUCCCUGGCAGAGGCAGAGCUGGCAGUGCCAGAGCAAGCAGCAAGUGCAGGUGAGGUUUACAGUAAAGGGAAAAACAAAUUAUUAAUCAUGAGAGCAGCCCCAGCCGGGCUGUCAGGGCCGCAUGGGCUCAUGAAUAUUCAGCAUCGGGCUGAGCACUAAAUCUCAUUUAAAUGUCAGGGACCAUUAGGCAGACAGGGAGGGGGCUGGGAUGGCAGCUCCCCACUCUGUGCCAAGCCCUGCACCAGGCGAAUGGGCUGGGACGGGGGUGCUGGCACCCCACUGGCACCACUUGGCAGGGACCACACUAGUGCUCUGGGCAUCCCUAGCCCAGCACCUGAGUGUUCCCUGGAAGAGCCUGAGAUCCCGAUACCUCUGCUAACCCUGAACGUCUUCUGAUUGCUGAUGGGGGCUGACAACGCACACUAAGCACCCUACAGAUGCAGACACCACCAGCCACAUGUCCUGCCUGCCCCCUGGCAGAGGAACAAACCCUACUGGAUCAUCAACCCAGUCAUGCUUAGCCUGGGAGGACACAGUCUCCUGGCCCCUGGCAUCCUGGCCAAUCCUCCUUACUCCUCAAGGCACACACAGGAGCAGCUUCAUGUCCUUCCCUGGACACAGAGCUGGUGGAUGCCAGAAGGGUGUCAGAAGGCUGUCCAGAGGGAUAUCCGGGAGGACUGAGGCCAUGCCAGGGAGUAGUGGGCAGAACACUCAGGGGUCUGCACACUUGGCAUCCUCCUUUGGAGCCCAUUUCUUGGCAGUGCCUGGGCACCAUCCCUUUCCAUGCCAAGCACCCCUCCUCUCGAGCCACCUGCCUGCACCCAGCCAUCCAUACUCAGGGUGGUUGGUGGCUCCCAGUGGUGCCCACAGCGGUGGCAAUGACAGCAGGCAACAGCAGGUAGCAGCAAGGAGCAAGCACACCUGGGCACUGCCUCCUGGUGCUGGCACUCACACUCUCUUCAGCUCAGCAGGGGCCUGGCAAUUACACGGAUAUGUUUAAGCUCUUAAUCCUACUGAAGAUUUUUCCAAGGUCGGGAUAUGAGGCAGGUCCCCAUACACUGCCAGGCUGCUAUGCAUCCCUGCUGCCAUCUGCCGGGAUAGGCCAGCUCAGGGACAUUGGCACCCUGGCACACAGUGGCUCUUCCCAUGCCUGGGCCACCAGCAUCCUUCCAUCCAUGGCAUGGCCACAGCCUUGAGCCUGCUUGCAUCUCCUGCCAGCUGGAGGCAGGUGUGGGCAACCCUCCUUGCAGGUUCUCCAGCAUAUCCUGCUUCCAGCUGACAUUGGUGUCAGCCCCUGGUACCUCCCCUGGCUCUCCCACCUCCCAGCUCCAUCAGCUCCCUGAUGUUGCCCUAUGCUGCCCCAUGGGAAGUGUGAUGGGUGGCCUGGCCAGCAGGGCAUAGGAGACAUCUUGGACUUGUCAUGGAUGUCGCUGGGGAUCCAGAGCUGCUGCAUGCCCACCCAGGGGGAUACUGAAGAUCAGAGCUGCAGAAGAGUGCCUUGGCCUGGAACUGAGGAACCAAAGACAUGGCUCACAAACUCAAAAACGUCUAUAGUUUCUGGUACAGGCAGGUGAUAAUCUAAGAGCAGAAAAUGGCUCUAAGAUGGUGCAAACCAACCCGGGAAUAGGUCUGAAGACCACUGGAGUGCAGAAUCUUUUAACCGCAGCAGCUCAUCCUCUGAGCUAUGCUGGGGUGUUCUCCAAACACCUCCAGAUGAGCAGGGAUGCUUUAUGGGGCCAUUGCCCUGGCCCAGGGUGGGUAGUCUGCUGAUUAAAAGUAGGGAAAGUGACCAAGAGAGGAAAUAGGCACUCGGACUGGGCGGUGGCAUCUGGAAUUCCCCCUCCUGCUCUCUGCAUUGCUCAUUGGAAAUCAGCACCCACUCCCCAGCAUGGCCUCGGUCCUGCACCGUCCACUGUUGACAGCUGACAGAACCCUGCAGGACCUGCCAUUUCCUCCCUGGGAAGAUGUGUAAAUGCUGCAAUCCAUCACUGUCCUGUCUCCUGCAGCAGGCCAGCUGGCUGGGGGACGGGGCUCUGGGUGGGGCGUAGUGUCUGUCAUUACCAGCUGGAGGCAGUGGAACUCCUUGAGGCCAGUCCCAGGGGACAGUUAGAGGGUGAUGCACACUACACCUUCGGGUGCUGCUUGUGACCCUGCUGCACCAUUUGGAUCCAUAACUGAUAUCAGGUUCACCUUGCUGGGCAGGGACAGAUCCCAGAGCAGCACCGUGCCUGAUCUUCACCCUCAGAAUCCCUACAUCCUGCAAUCCUCUCAGAAAGAUGCUUCUCCAGCUCAGUACAUACUCCCUCCUGCUGCAGGAUGUUCUGGUGACCAGCUCAGGGUUUCCCUGCUUUCCCCUCAUUCAGCUACCCAGCAGUGCAGCCAUCCCACACACCAGCACACAGAAACACCAGCCUGUGCACCCCAAUGCAAUACCCCACUGUACCCUCCUCCUCUUGCGCCCCACAAGCCCCGUGGCACUGCCUGCACCCCACACCCCUGCAUCUCCUGCUGCUACUGGUUGGAAAGGUAAAAAAAAAUAUUAAUGAUUAUUAGGAAGAGCUAAAGCGGAAUUGCAAAUGUUAUUUCUCUGGUAGAUGGAUGAUAGCGAGGUGGAUGAUAGAUAGCUGGAUGGAUGGAUCUCUUUCCCUCCAAGCUGUAACCCCCUUCCAAUCGCUCCCUCUGGAGCGCUGCUGUCACCUUGUCUCUGCUCAGAAGGGCUUUUACUGGCUCACUGGGGGAUGCACGAGAACAGGUUAUUAAUACAUGGAGAGGGGGAUGGAAUCCAUUUGACUUGAAAAUAGCUGAGAAACUGAACUGCACUUUUAAAAUCUGCUUUUAAUCAGAAGGAAAAGAAGAGAAGUUUGAACAAUUAGGGAGUAAUGAAGAGCUUUGGAAAAAAAAAGCUCUCUGAAGAUUAGCUAAGAUUUUUACAGCACUUGGAGAAUUUAAAGAGCUAUGCUGGUAUCGAGCAAAACGAUACAAAUAUUCCUUGUGAAAAUCACAAGUGAUGGGACUGAUGGUGAGUGCCAGAGCCUGGAUGUCCACAGGCAGGCAAAGUGCCGGCUUGCUGUAAGCAGUGAUGCUGUGCUGCCUGCAUGCCAGGGCAGGCAAGCGGCUGGCAGUAGCUGGGCUCACCCUUGCCCCUGCCCAUGAAAGGUAAUGGGAGCUUGGCCAGGAGGGAACCUCAGCUUGGCCACGGAUAAAGAGUUGUGGUGGAAUCUCAGGUGGAAGCACAGCCACUAUGGCAAGGCUGAAUCCAUCCCUUUUACUCCAAGCCCUUGUCAAGCGGAGCAGGGGUGAUCCCCUAUGGAUUUGGGUUUUGUGGGGCCAAGGAUGCCCAGGAGAUGUUCAGGGGCAGGGACCAUUGAUGGCACAUCCCUAGAGGAGAGCUCAUGGAAAAGCUUCACUCAGGUGCUCCCUGAGGCUCAAGCACACGAUGGGCAGCUGUGAUGCUGGCGUCCCCUACCCUGAGCCAAGCCCUGGUCCUUACUGUGCAGGGAAGCCCACUAGUCAGGCCGUCUGUCCCAGGCGUGCUGGCGGCUGCUCCCUCCCAGUACCUGCCAAGGGCCCGUCACUGGGAGGUGAGCGCGGGGGCUGCACAGCCGUGCACAGCAGCAGCUGGGUAAUUUUCAUGCUAAGUGAAAAGUAAAGUGCACAGACUCUUUAUUAGAGCAAGCACGAUGCGGGGAACAAUGAAGGCAGUGAUGAUCGUUAACUUUCUAAUCGGAGGAGAAAAGUCCUCAAUGCAAUUUUUAUGGUAAUAACAUCGACACUAAAGAUAAUUGCUCCCCGCGUCGCGCUUAGCGCCAGGAAACUGUUUGGGAAAAAAACAUUAAUUUGCAGGAACUGAGCCAAAGUUUCCUUAAGGCAGCUGUUCCCUGUGCCACCCUGUCCCCAGUUCAUGCCAGUACUUCCCGUUGGCCAACCCGUUGCCCUUCCACCUCCACCCAUGCUGACACCCCUCAUCCCUUAUGCCAGCCAGGCUGGAUUUGCACCGUACUGGUGCUGGCUGGUGGCACAGGGCUCUCCCAGCAUUGCUCCCUGGGGCUCAGCUCAGCAAUGCUGGAGGCUGUGCAGCCCACCACUGUGGUGGUGGAAGAAGGCCAGGAACAUUUUGGGUGACAUGAUGGAGCAGCGCUUAUGCUGCAGUGAAGGGGACAGGCAGGGCUGCCCCAUGUGCCGGGACCACCGUGAGCAGGGCAGAAUGGGAACUCAUGCUCCCUGGGGAAUAAUAAGCACAGGAGAAAUUACAGCCAGGUGACAUUUUAACGAGCCGGCGUCCUGUGUGGCAUUAAUAUUCCAGGGGCUGCAAUUCCCUCGUGGGCGUUUGAGAGAUGAAAAAAAAUCCCAGCCCAGUAAAAUCAAAUAAAUAAAUCUCUGCCUAAGCGUGGCGUCUCCCCCGCCCCCGGCACGGAGCGGGUGGCACGCGGUGUGAUUUCCCCUGUGAUCCCCUGCUGCCGAGCAAGCAAUCGUCUCAUCUUUGAGCGUGGCAGCAGGAUGAUUUAUCCUGGCUCCCGGCGCCCCAGCUGGGGUGAGAGCAUAGGGCCGGGGAUGAUGCAUUGGGCAGGAGCAGAGGUGGCAGCAGGGGGAAGGCGGGAGAGCAGGGCGCGCACACAGGCCACCACUCAAUUCUAAAUUAAUUUUAAUAUUUGACAAAUCAAAUCUACUUAGGUGAGCCAUGGGCCAUGCGAGCGAGAUUUAUGAGGGUUCGGGGCUGUUGGCUGCGUGUGUAGCCCUUGUUCACCGCUGCCUAACGGGGUUCUGGCACUCACAGCAUCACUAACUCCCCCCUUCCCAGGAGCAGGGAUACAGACAGUGAAGCGGCAUGACAGUGGCAAGAAAAAUGUCCUAGACUCUAAGAUCUGGCUUAUUAGGCUGGCAGGAGUGACAGAUCUUUUGCCUGCCCCACCUCUGAGCCCUCCAGCAGAGCUGGAAGUCAGGGCACAGUCCUGGCUACAGCUGGACAUGGUACCUAAUGACCAGGAUAUCUCAGGGA